CGCGUUGCCGACUCUGCCGGAGGACAAGCACAGUGUGACGAGCGGAGGGCAGCACGAUGCAGCGGCUCACAUCAGGGAGCUUCCACUGUGACAGCAUUAUUGUCUCCGAUGAGAACUGCACUCUAGAGCCAAGCACAGACCGGGUCAGGACCGGGACAGGACCGGGACAGGCCCGGGGUCGAGGCGAAGCAGAGGAGGGAGGGCUGCCAGGGUCCGUGGAAGAAGAGGCAGGACGGGAAGGACAAGGUGCAAGCCGAGCAGCACAUACCUGCGUCGAGCUUCGCACUCCAACAAUGGCAUAUGAACAGGUAACGUAGUUUAGCAGCCCUUUGUGACAUGGGUCUAUUGCCUGUCUCUCCACAUCACUGAAGAAUGAGUAAGGCCCAGUCAGGCAUAGCGCUGUGACACGACACAGCUCAUGUCUUUCUUCAUUAAGGUCAGGUGCUCAUUCCACUUCCUUGUUAUUGUUGUUACUUACUGUGAAAUUGUUUUUCCAUUGAUCAGAAGCCCAUGAGAAAUUAGGUCAAUUUCACACUUGUGAAAUGAGAUUGGUACCAUAUAAAGGCUACAGGACAGCAUCUCUGUGGACUAGCUCUUGCUUUUAAAUGAGAACUGACAAACUGUUAGAUGCUUACAGGGUUGUUCACGGUUAGUAUGUGAUAUUGACUUUAUAGACUGUUUAGAAUUGAUGAAUCAUUUUUGGAUGAAUGGUCUUUCACGGAGAAGGACUGAGCUUCUGUUUUUGAGUGUCCUAUGGUAUAUCAUUUUGCCCCACAAGUCCCACCAAGACCAGAGCCAACUAUGCAAAAUUAUCCCAGGUUCGAUGUCCCUGCCUGUGCUGGAGAAAAAGGGGGACAUCAUCUUGGGGGGACUCUUCUCCCUUCAUGACAUGGUGGUGGAGCCCAGUCUGUCCUUCACCUCUACGCCUCCACCCAUACAGUGCACCAGAUUUAACCUUAGGACAUUUCGUUGGAUGCAAACUAUGAUCUUUGCCAUCGAGGAGAUUAACAGAGAUGGAAAACUUCUUCCCAACAUCACACUGGGCUAUAGGAUCUAUGACUCAUGCAGUACACCCCAUCAAGCUCUGAAGGCUGUCAUUGAGUUAAUGGGGAGUGAGAAAGGUUCAGGGGUUGAAGGAGAGACACAGAGUAAAGUCACAUGUCAUGGGACCGUACCAGCCGUCAUAGGAGACGGAGGCUCUACUCAGUCUCUUGUAGUGGCCCGUUUCCUGGGAGUCUUCCAUGUGCCACAGGUUAGUUAUUUCUCCAGCUGUGCUUGUCUCAGUGACAAAAAGGAGUUUCCUGCCUUUUUAAGGACCAUGCCCAGUGACCUUUUCCAGGUAGAUGCACUUGUACAACUUGUCAAGCACUUUGGCUGGACUUGGGUGGGUGUGAUUGCAGGGGAUGAUGCUUAUGGCCGUGGUGGGGCAAACAUCUUUGUCGAUGAGGUUAGAAAGUUAGGUGCUUGUGUUGCCCUCUAUGAGAUCAUCCCUAAAAACCGAGCACAGACUGCCAUUUCAUCUAUCGUUUCUAAGAUCCGCUCCUCUGGGACUCGUGUGGUUCUAGUGUUUGCUGUAGAACAAGAUGCAGCUGCAUUGUUUGAUGUAGCACUCAGCGAGGGGCUUACUGACACACAGUGGCUGGCCAGUGAGGCCUGGAGCACAGCUGCUGUCCUCUCCACCCCUAAAAAGUACCACCACAUCCUCCAGGGUUCUAUGGGAUUUGCCAUUCGACGAGCACGCAUCCCUGGAUUGCAAGACUUUCUUCUUCGCUUGCAUCCCUUGAGCCCAGAUGCCGUUGAAGAUCCUUUCCUGAUACCCUUCUGGGAAGAGGUGUUUCAAUGCAGCCUGAGUGUGCAGGCUGAAGGUCAGGAGCGUAAUGUUGAGGGUAAACCUCCAUGCUCUGGAGCAGAAGAGCUGGGGAGUGUGACAAAUAUCUAUUCAGAUGUGUCACAGCUAAGGAUUUCCUAUAAUGUCUAUAAGGCUGUGUAUGCCAUUGCCCAUGCACUCAAGGCUACGAGAAGCUGUGUGAAAGCAAAAGGACCAUUUCCUUUGCAGGCCUGUCCAGAUGCAAACAAUAUACAGCCAUGGCAGCUACUUCAUUACAUAAAACAGGUGGACUACUUGAAUUCAUUUGGUGAUGAAACCAAGUUUGAUGAGAAUGGCGACCCUGCAGGCAUGUAUGACCUGGUCAACUGGCAGCUGAGACCAAAUGGAGAAAUGGAGUUUGUCACUAUUGGAAAAUUUGAUGAGACAACCACAGUUGGAAAGCAAAAACUCCAGAUCCAGGAACAGAACAUUGUAUGGAUCGGCAACCAAACCAAAGUUCCCUUAUCAGUAUGCAGCAGCAAUUGUGCCCCAGGUACCCGAAAGGCAAUCAGACCUCACUUCCCUAUCUGUUGCCAUGAUUGUGUGGUUUGCAAAGCUGGGGAGAUUAGCAAUCAGACUGAUGCCAUAGAGUGUGUGCGCUGCCACCCUGAGUUCUGGUCCAGUGCUGACAGGACAGCCUGUGUCCCUAAACAGGUGGAGUUCCUCUCCUUUAGAGAUACAAUGGGCAUCACACUGAUGGCUAUUUCCCUCAUUGGCACCUUCUGCACCUGUGUUGUAGUCUUCAUAUUCUCCUGUCACAGAACCACCCCUAUUGUCAGGGCCAACAACUCUGAGCUGAGCUUCCUGCUGCUUUUCUCCUUGACUCUGUGUUUCCUGUGUUCUCUGACCUUCAUAGGCCAGCCCUCUAAGUGGUCCUGCAUGCUGCGCCACACAGCAUUUGGGAUCACAUUUGUCCUAUGUAUCUCUUGCAUUCUGGGGAAAACAAUCGUGGUGUUAAUGGCCUUCAAGGCUACACAUCCAGGCAGUAAUGUCAUGAAAUGGUUUGGGCCUGCACAACAAAAGACAAUCAUUACCAUUUGUACACUGGUCCAGGUUAUAAUCUGUACAGUGUGGCUGGUUGUAGCUCCCCCCUCUCCACGGCAACUGAUCCCACGUGAGAGUGCUAUUGUCAUUCUCUUGUGUGACGAAGGUUCACCCAUAGCAUUUGCUCUCGUCCUGGGCUACAUUGGUCUGCUGGCCUGCGCCUGCCUUCUAUUGGCCUUCCUGGCAAGGAAACUCCCGGACAACUUCAAUGAGGCCAGACUGAUCAAUUUCAGCAUGCUCAUUUUCUGCUCAGUGUGGGUAGCCUUUGUUCCCGCCUACAUCAGUUCUCCAGGGAAAUACUCUACGGUCACAGAGGUAUUUGCUAUCUUGGCCUCCAGUUAUGGACUGCUGGGCUGCAUCUUUGUACCAAAGUGCUACAUAAUUCUACUAAGGCCAGAAAAGAACACAAGGAAACACCUAAUGACCAAAGUUGCCACUGACACAUUUUAGGAUAUCAUUAAUAUACCAUGCACAUUUUAUGGAUUUAUUUUACUGUCUUUUCCCCAGAUAAAUAAAAUAUAUAUGUUGAACUCCCUUCACUUCAAAUUUUGUGAGUUUGUGGGAACGGUGGGAAGUGGUUACAGAGAAC
Molecule: messenger RNA, 3500 nt
Organism: Micropterus salmoides (largemouth bass)
Lineage: Eukaryota; Metazoa; Chordata; Actinopteri; Centrarchiformes; Centrarchidae
Product: extracellular calcium-sensing receptor-like
Exons: 12
Coding region: 689-3361 (890 amino acids)
Biological process (GO): G protein-coupled receptor signaling pathway
Cellular component (GO): membrane
Molecular function (GO): G protein-coupled receptor activity
Source: RefSeq, a predicted model, not a curated record